CAGUGACAUCACUUGUAAGCGUUACGAUUGGUUCCCAGAACUGUUCCACGAGAACUUGCGAGAGUAUCCCGAACCGCGGGACGAUGGCUAUGGUAAACAACGAGGAGCAUCCAAUGCUCCGGAUAUUUCUGAAGGAUCAUGCAUGUGAUGAAGUAAUGGGGAACCUGGCUUUUCUUGUGUAUAAGGACUUAUGUGAAGUGAGAGCUUGGCGAAAUGUAGAGUUACACUUCAGUCCAUCCUUAGGUCGACCAUAUGUGAGUGGGCGGUCCUGUUUAAGUUCUCCACUGGAAGUAGUGCUGCCAUUGUCAGUAGAUUCAUCGGUGUCACAUGCUUACAUCCAAUCGUUGUUUGAGCAUCUCCAAAUAGGUGGACAAAACUUUAACAGAAUCAUUCUAGGAGUAUGUGCAUCAGAUUCCAGUAUCGUUUACUACAAGGUUUCAAGAGACAUAAUUCGACCUGAAACACCAGAAAUAACAGAAGCAAAACGACAGCAAUGGGCACAGAAAGCAGCCAAGAGAAAACGACAGCUUACAGAAUAUGUAGAAGUGUUUUCACAGCUAGAAAAAUCUGAUUAGUUGGAACGAACCAAACAUUUUUUAUGUCUUCCUCGACUCAGGAAGUGUACAGCUGAAUGAAGUUUGCAUGCGAGAGAGAGAGAAAAAAAAAGAGUGGAAAAUGCACGUACAGGAGUCAGUUCAGAACCAGCAGUUUGGGCAUCUAGUCUGGUUUUUUUGUAAACUGAUGCUUUUUGCUUUGAUGAAAGAAAUAAAGGCUCUAAAUCAUAA
This is a messenger RNA of Pomacea canaliculata, 785 nucleotides long. RefSeq names its product probable tRNA-splicing endonuclease subunit sen15. The record is from RefSeq and is a predicted model, not a curated record. Gene Ontology annotation, biological process: tRNA splicing, via endonucleolytic cleavage and ligation. NCBI's taxonomy places the organism in Eukaryota, Metazoa, Mollusca, Gastropoda, Architaenioglossa, Ampullariidae. The transcript has 4 exons. Gene Ontology annotation, molecular function: nucleic acid binding. The coding region runs from base 84 to 575 and encodes 163 amino acids.